Molecule: messenger RNA, 780 nt
Organism: Fraxinus pennsylvanica
Lineage: Eukaryota; Viridiplantae; Streptophyta; Magnoliopsida; Lamiales; Oleaceae
Source: the annotation of a GenBank genome assembly
AUGAUUAAGAGAAGAUUGAAUUUCAAUGGUGGGAAGAGCGAAAAUGCGGCGACAACGUCGUCGCGUGGGUCGAAAGAAGAAGAAGUAAAGUGUGAAAUGAGGCCCGGUGGCAUGUUGGUGCAGCAAAGAAGUGGGAAUUUUGGUGUUCCAUCUCCAAAAUUGCGUAUUAGAGUAGCUUAUGGUGCCCUUCGCUACGAGAUCGCUGCACACUCACUAGCAACAUUCGGGGAAUUGAAGAAGCUGCUAACGGUAGAGACCGGGCUACAACCUGGUGAACAGAGGAUUAUUUUCAGAGGAAAAGAGAGAGAAAAUGGAGAGUAUCUGGAUAUUUGUGGAGUCAAAGACCGCUCAAAAGUCAUACUAAUCGAGGAUCCAGAAAGCAUCGAGAGAAGAUUCAUUGAGAUGCGUCGGAAUGUUAAGAUCCAGACCGUUCAUCGCUUAAUCAAUGACGUAACUGAAGAGGUUGAUAAGCUGGCGGAUCAGGUAUCUGCAAUAGAGAAAUCAAUUGCAAGUGGUGAUAAAGUAGCAGAAUUACGGGUCACCACUUUAACUGAGAUGUUAAUGAGACAAGCUGUGAAGCUAGAUAGCAUCUCAACAGAAGGAGAUGCAUGUGCACUCAAGGAUUUCCAGGGCAAGAGAGUGCACAAGUGUGUGGAAACCCUAGAUUAUGUGCUCAAGGUAUCAAAUGAAAGGGAAAAACCUGUUAUAGUGACAACCAAGUGGGAAACAUUCGAUCAACUAUGCAACACCACCACGACUAACUGGCAACUUUUCGAGUAG